Messenger RNA from Sinocyclocheilus rhinocerous, 4541 nucleotides. It is a transcript of the gene lrpprc, whose product is annotated as leucine-rich pentatricopeptide repeat containing. Gene Ontology annotation, cellular component: nucleus; mitochondrion. Bases 31 to 4365 code for a protein of 1444 amino acids. Gene Ontology annotation, molecular function: protein binding; mRNA 3'-UTR binding. The record is from RefSeq and is a predicted model, not a curated record. Gene Ontology annotation, biological process: regulation of mitochondrial translation. The transcript is spliced from 37 exons. Lineage: Eukaryota; Metazoa; Chordata; Actinopteri; Cypriniformes; Cyprinidae.
CUUCGCUUUUCCUCUCUCUGCAGGCUAAACAUGGCUGCGCUCUUAAGAUCAGCCCGGCUCCUUAAAUGUUCACCGGCUGCAUUGCUUCAGGUCUUCGGAAACAGCAGACAUGUACCGGCAGCUGGUCGUCUUUACAGCGAAGCGGUCGGGACUACUCGUGCAGGGUUAUGUGUACAGACAGUCCCGGGACGCUUAAAUGUAAACAGUUUGUCCUCAUACAGAUCGACCCUGCCCUGUGUGAGCUGUCGUCAGUAUGGUGUUGUCCCGGAGCAGAGGGGGCUGGUGAAGGAUGAGCCCAGUGUGGCGGUCCGUUCCAAGCAGGCUCAGCAGUUUGACUGGGCUCUGGCCAAACUAGACAGCUCAGUCCGAAGGACAGGCAGGGUCACCAAAACACUGCUGCUGCGUAUCUUCCAUGAUAUUUGCAGAACAGGAUAUCCAAGUGGAAAUCAAGCCCUGUUGUUGCUGAGAAGCUGUGGCUCUCUGCUUCCAGAGGUUCCCUUGGCUGAGCGCAUAGAGCUGUCACAACAGAUCUGGGACAAGCUUCAAGAACUGGGCACCACCUAUGAUGUAAGCCAUUACAAUGCCCUGCUUAAGACGUACCUGCAGAAUGAGUUCAGAUUCUCUCCAACCGACUUCCUUACUAAAAUGGAAUCUGCUAAUGUUCAGCCGAACAGGGUGACCUAUCAGAGACUCAUUGCAGCCUAUUGUGAAGUUGGCGACAUUGAAGGUGCAAGUACAAUCCUGGGCUUUAUGAAGAGCAAAGACUUGCCCAUCACAGAAGCUGUGUUCAACUCACUAGUGACAGGCCAUGCCCGUGCAGGGGACAUGGACAGCGCUGAAGGCAUCCUAUCAGUCAUGAAAGGUGCAGGGAUUGAGCCGGGCCCAGACACGUACCUGUCUCUCCUCAACGUGUAUGCUGAGAAAGGAGAUAUUGCCAAAAUUAAACAGACUCUAGAGACGGUGGAGAAUGCAGAUAUCCUUCUGAUGGACAGAGAUUUGAUGCAGGUGGUUUUCAGUCUGACUAAGGCCAGCCAUCAGCAGCAUGUGCCUGAGAUUGUGGAGCACAUGCGUCACGAGAGAGGAUAUGUGCCAGACGCUAUGAACCUCUGCUUGAGUCUGAUUACCCACGGACAUGAAGAGACUGCGUUUUCUGUGCUAAAGAGCUUCACCGGCCUGCUGGUAGAGUCACAGACCAGUGAUUCCCCAGACUUGGGAAACUUCUUUCUUCGCCACUGCGCCAAUAUGGACAAGCCUGUGGAAAACAUAGUUGGGUUUUGCAAAGAUCUAAAAGAUUCAGGUCUGCACUCAUCGCCACUGCAGUUCACCCUUCAGUGUGCCCUGGAAGCUAAAAAGACCGGUAUGGCUGUUGAGCUCAUGAGAAGCAUGAAGGAGGAGGGCUUGCCUCUCAGACCUCACUACUUCUGUCCCCUGUUCACUCAUUACCAGAAAGACAAGAACAUUCCCGGUACUCUGCAAGCUCUGAGAGCCAUGCAAGAACUGGGCGUCGCAUCAGACGUUGAUACUUUUAGUAUCUAUAUCCUGCCAUCUUUCCCAUCAGUGGACAGUGCCCGCACUUCUCUUAAGGAGGCAGGUAUUGACGUGGACGGCAAUAUUUUGAUUGCGGCAGAAUUACGAACAGAAGCGUCACGUGGAAACCUUGCAGGGCUGUUCUCUCUGAUGUCUUCACCUGCUCUUCCAAACAUUGACCUCAGUGCUUUCAGAGCCAGUCUGAUCUCUGGAUUCAGAGGGUUUCACAAUGUGGAGCUUAUGGCAAAGGUAAGCAUGAAACCAAGUGAUUUUAAGAAAGAUGGUAACAACGCUGCAGAAAAUGUGGCCUACUUCCUUUACAACCUGAUUGAUUCCCUGAACGAGACAGAGGUGCACUCCAAAGAAGAGCAGAUUAGGGAGUACUUCGGCCUGCUUAAGAACAUGAAUAUCAGCAUCUCGCUGAACAUCUUCAGAGGAAUCAGGAACAUUCUGGAGUCCUACCAAGUUCCAGAACUUGUCAAGGAUGUCCUUGCUCUUGUGGAUAAAAAGGGCAAUGGGUUGGAGGCUGAUGCAACACUGCUUAGAGGUUUGGAGGGGAAACUUUCAUUCCUGGAGAAGACCCUGGCAGAGCUGAAAGCUGAGGGCAAGCCAGCCAGUUCCACCCUCAAAAAAGUAAUCACUGUCCUGUGUGCUGAGGAGAAACUGGAGCGAGCUCUGGAGCUUAAAACUCAGUAUGAAACGGAUAUGACUCCUGCCGCAUAUGCCACGCUCAUCAACUUGUGCUGCCGCCAUGACAAUGCCGAGGAAGCCCUCAAGCUAAAGAUGGAAUUGGCUCGCAAGGACUCUGAUGCAGCGCUGGAUGCUCAGAAGUAUGUGGCCUUGGUCCGAGUGCUAUCCAAACACGGCAAGCUGGAAGAGGCGAUAGACAUGCUGAAGGAGAUGAAGGAGAAGGAUGUGCAGUUAAGGGACAGCACAAUCGGUUUGCUCACCCUCACGAUGAACACAGCUGCGAUGAAAGGAGAUGCCAACACUAUUCGACGCCUCCAGGAGACAAUCUUCACUUUGGGCCUGGCCAAACCAUCCAGUAACCUCUGCUCACCCCUUAUCGCUUGCUAUCUGGAGAGUGAGAACUAUGCGGGUGCAUUCGAUGCCACUGUGGAGGUCCAAAAACAAUACAACCAGAUGCCCAAAAUCCACGACCUCAUCUGUGGCCUGGUGGAAAAAGGAGAUGCCGAGCUGUUACAGAAAGUCAUGGAGUUUUUGAGUCAGGAGCGAGGCGAGAUGAUGAUGCUCUACGACCUUUACUUUGCGUUCCUGCAAACGGGCCGCUACAAGGAGGCACGCAAAAUCAUCGAGACUCCUGGUCUAAGGGCACGACCAACCCGUCUGCAGUGGUUUGCAGAGAAAUGCAUUGCAGCCCAACAGAUGGAGCCCCUUGAGAACAUGGUGGACAUGACUGUCAAGCUGUUCGAGUGUGACAGAGAUGACAUGUACCACUAUUUGUUACGCCUCUGCAAGGAGACCAAUGACUGGCAAAAGGCUGAGGCAACCUGGAUGAAAAUGCAAGAGGAAAAUUUGGCUCCAAGAGAGAGGACCCUGCGUUUGCUUGCUGAUAUCCUUAAAAACAAUGACAAGGAGGUGCCUUUCGAGGUGCCUGAGGUGUGGUUUGAGGAGGUCAAAGGACAGCCUGAGAUGUUUUUGGAGCAAGAGAUCAAAUCUAGCCCCAUGGUUCAGGCUGCCCCUCGUAAAAGGGUUGCUGCUUCACCCCCUAAAGAGGCCACAGUUGAUGACUACAGACUUAAACUCCUGUCUCUUUGCAAGAAGGGCAAAGCUCAAGAGGCCAAUGACAUCCUGAAGGAAGCAGAUAGCAUGGGCAUGGUCCUCAGCCCUGCUCCAUAUGAUACCCUCAUCAAAACCCUCCUAGCCUCAGGCAACAUUGAGGAUGCCAUGGCUGUCAAAAACAUUGCCACUGAUCAUAUUCCUGGAUUCAGUUUAAGUGACAAUGCCAACAACCUUCUCAUCAUCUCUCAGGUGAAGAGAUGCCAGAUGAAAGAUGCCAUGGGGACUCUUAAGGGCAUGUUACAGGCUGACCAGGUGCCCACUCAGCUGGCCAUCACUCGACUGGUCCAGGGUCUCGCAAGUGAAGGAAAUUCACAGGACAUCCAGGAAGCGGAGGCCUUGGUGAAGACUUUAGGCUCCAUCAAGCUGUCCAGCAUGUUAUUUGUCAACAAUACUGCUCUCGCUCAUAUUAAAAAUGAGGACAUUGACAGUGCGGUGGAGCUGUUGGAGUCCUUUUACAUCCAGAACACAGAGAAUCAGAAAUCCAGUAUUUCUUUUGUCUUCCGCAAAGUUCUAGAUGCCAACAACGAUGCUGUACUAGAUAAAUUGAGUGCCAUGGCGGAAAGGCUCUGCAAUCACUUUGCCUCCUACAGAGCCGCAACAGACCUCUUCCUGAUUUACUUGGACACGGGCAGGACAGAAGAGGCCAAGUUCCUCCUGCAGCGCUGUGCGGCUGUCAAUGAGCAGAAGGACACAAUGUUCACAUACAUGUUGCGAGCGGCUCAGCAGCCGGGACAGGCUGCCAAAAUCAAGGCUCUGUCUGAGCUGAUUCCUGACUUCACGGAGAAGGAGAAUAUCUUUUCACAUUUGGUGAAAUGCUAUGGUUUAGACAAGGACUUCAGUUCAGCGAAGGCUCUGUAUGAGCGCAUGCAGGCUGAGGGGGUGAAGGCUGAUGAGUUGACUCUCAAGAGACUGGCGCUACUAUACAAGGAAGCUGGAGAAACUGUUCCCUUCGAAGAGCCUCCGGAGUCUUUUCGUUUCUACGCAGACAAACUGAAUAAGCAGCGCUCUGAGUCCAUGGAGCCGGCCAACAACUAAAAACAACUUGUCAUUUAUUCUUUUUUUUGUUUGUUUUUUUACAUUCAACAUAUGUGCACAGCUUGUGUGUUAGUUAUACUGUGAUUGUUUGUUUGUUUUUUGCCCUUCAUAAUGAUGUCAUGAUAUGGUUAAUGUGUACAUAGAUAUUUAUGCAAAUAAAUGUAAACCCAAAACUU